Cryptococcus wingfieldii CBS 7118 is the source of this 1056-nucleotide messenger RNA. RefSeq lists its product as hypothetical. Bases 1 to 1056 code for a protein of 351 amino acids. NCBI's taxonomy places the organism in Eukaryota, Fungi, Basidiomycota, Tremellomycetes, Tremellales, Cryptococcaceae. The record is from RefSeq and is a predicted model, not a curated record. The transcript has 7 exons. Gene Ontology annotation, molecular function: oxidoreductase activity, acting on the CH-OH group of donors, NAD or NADP as acceptor.
AUGUCCCCCAGCUCUCCCCUUAUCGCCAUCACCGGUAUCAAUGGCUUCAUCGCUACCGAGGUCGUCCUCCUCUUCCUCGCUCGAGGCUGGAACGUCCGCGGCUCUGUCCGUGCCUCCACCCAAGCCGAAAAGCUCAAGAGCCUUCCCGCCUAUGAAAAGUACUUUGCCAGCGGCCAGCUUGAGGUGGUGGUAGUGGAGGAUUUGGCCAAGGCCGAUUUUACCGAGCUGUUCCAGGGCGCGCAUGCUGUGGCGAGCCUCGCGGCGCCUCUCCCCAAGCUUGGUGAUCCCACUCUUACUUGGAGCGACUUUAAGGGUCCUACUAUCGCCCCUGUGCUGAGGAUCCUCGACUAUGCCAAAAAGUCUACCACAAUCAAGAGUGUCGCUCUCAUGUCAUCUUCCGGCUCCUCCCUCAGUUUGGAACAGGAACCCAACAAGGUCUACACCGAGGACGACUGGACGCCUUACACUGAAGAGUAUUGCGACAACCCUAUGGCCUCUGUCAUCUGGUACUUUGCCGCCAAAAAGUUUGCCGAGGAGGCUGUUAUGAAGUGGCAGGAGACUGAGAAACCUUCCUUCGCUAUCUCUACUUUCUGUCCUCCCAUGGUCUACGGCCCUGCACACUAUAUCGCCUCCCUCGCCGAUCUCAAGGCUCUCAAAGGCUCCACCGACGAAUUCCUCAACCUUUUUAUCGGUAAAGACCAGCCCUUCCCAGGACAGUUUUCAAAGACCUUUGUGGAUGUUAGGGACGUUGCGGAGGCAUUUUAUCUUGGUAUCACCAAGGAGGUUUCGGGCAAGUAUUUGGUUUCGGGACAUGAUUACUGCUGGCAAGAGCUUGCGGACAAGCUCAGGGAACUCCGACCCGACUUGGACGCUUACUUCCCGCUUGGAGAGCCUGGGACGCGGAUUAAGGGAGAGUGGACUAUGGAUGCUAGCAAGUCCAAGAGAGAGCUCGGUCUUGAAUACCGCUCGACUGAGGAGACUUUGAAAGGUACUAUCGAUCUCUUUGAGGGCCUUGGGCUGUUCAAGGAGGCACCCCUUGGAGCGAAGACGGCGUAG